Trichomonas vaginalis G3 is the source of this 1005-nucleotide messenger RNA. Its product is annotated as HCP-like family. The record is from RefSeq and is a predicted model, not a curated record. Bases 1 to 1005 code for a protein of 334 amino acids. The transcript has a single exon. NCBI's taxonomy places the organism in Eukaryota, Parabasalia, Trichomonadida, Trichomonadidae. Gene Ontology annotation, molecular function: protein binding.
AUGGCGCGCAUAGAUAGACACUUCCAACAAUUAUAUCGCUGGAAUUUCGAGCAACCAGAUCCUCAUUCCGUCCAAGUUACAAUAGAAUUUCCUUCAGAUUUCAGUCCGAAUUCGAUGACUUAUGAAUUAAAUGAUGAAAAAACAGUUUUUCAGGCAUAUUUUGAUAAGUUAAUGCCAGUAAUCAAUGGAACACUAUUUGAACAGGUUCAAUCGUAUACAACUCAAGUCGAAAAGGAUCACAUUUUAAUUACAUUUCAAAAAGAAUCAGAAACUAAAUGGGAUUGUCUUAUUAAAGCUAGAAAUCCUACAACAGACUCUGUUGAUCCUCACUCUGCAUUUGAUAUAUUUUUGCACCUCGCUACACACUUAGAUGAGAACAGCGAAGAAGCCGAACGAUAUCUACAGUUUUCAAUGCUCUCAGGUUACACACCUGCUAUGCUCUAUGGCAUUGAAAUUUUGGAAGAUGAUCCAUCAAAACAAGGAUUUGUACGUGAUCUUAUUAGUGUUGCAGCAAUCGAAUAUGGAGAACCAGCUGCUGUCUUCAGAUUUGCAUUAAUCUUAAUACAAGAAGGUAAAACACAAAAUGGUGUUCAAUUAUUAUCUUAUGCAGCACGUGCUGGCAUAGGAAUAGCAUAUUCACUAAUGGGACAAGUACUAUCACCACUUUCUAGCAUCGAAUAUUCAGAGAAAAACGCUGCAGAAGCAAUGAAAUGCUUUGAACUUGUUUUGGCUCAAAAAGAUGAGCCAAUCGCUCUUUUCGAAGCCGCAAAACUUCUCAAUGCAGGCUUAGGAUGCCAAAAAGAUACUGAAAAGGCUAACGAUUACUCUAGACGCGCAAAAGCAAUUGAACCAGAGAAGCUUCCAGACAAACUACCAGAAUAUAAACCACCAUCCAAAGAUUUUAAGAUCUUUGGUAUCCCAGUUUUUGCUGCAGCGGGUGCAGCUACUGCUUUGAUUGCAGCUGGAUCGUUAUUAUCUUUGUAUUUCAGAAAUCGCAAAAAUUAA